Messenger RNA from Salvelinus fontinalis (brook trout), 3216 nucleotides. It is a transcript of the gene hsd17b4, whose product is annotated as hydroxysteroid (17-beta) dehydrogenase 4. NCBI's taxonomy places the organism in Eukaryota, Metazoa, Chordata, Actinopteri, Salmoniformes, Salmonidae. Gene Ontology annotation, molecular function: oxidoreductase activity. The transcript has 24 exons. The coding region runs from base 136 to 2346 and encodes 736 amino acids. The record is from RefSeq and is a predicted model, not a curated record.
GCGCCCCCCCUGCGGAAGUAAGACAAAGUUCACCCUGAUAGCUGUUAACACUCUAGUCGUUGCCCUGCUGUCUUUGCAUACUACCAGCACAGUUUUGAAUCUGGACACAAAGUUAAAAUCCAGAACUACUUCAUCAUGUCUGUGCCUUUGGUUUUCGACGGGAAAGUUGUUAUUGUCACUGGGGCCGGUGGAGGACUUGGGAGAGAAUAUGCUUUGGCUUUUGGUGAGAGGGGUGCCUCAGUAGUUGUUAAUGACCUUGGAGGAGAUAUUAAAGGGGGAGGGAAGAGCUCUGAUGCUGCUGAUAAAGUCGUGGAAGAGAUAAAAGCCAAGGGAGGCAAAGCAGUGGCUAACUAUGAUUCUGUAGAAGAUGGAGAGAAAUUGAUCCAGACUGCCCUGGAUGCUUUUGGGCGAAUAGAUAUUGUUGUUAAUAAUGCUGGGAUACUUCGGGAUCGUUCCUUUGGCAGAACGAGUGAUUUGGAUUGGGACCUCAUCCAUAGAGUCCACCUGAGAGGGUCCUUCAUGGUCACUAGAGCUGCCUGGAACCACAUGAAGAACCAGAAGUUUGGGAGGAUCAUCAUGACUUCAUCGGCUGCUGGCAUCUACGGCAAUUUUGGGCAGGCGAACUACAGCGCGGCGAAGCUGGGUCUGCUGGGAUUGGCCAACACCCUAGCCAUCGAGGGCCAAAAGUACAACAUCCACUGCAACACCAUCGCCCCGACCGCAGGCUCACGCCUCACAGAGACUGUUAUGCCCCCAGAUCUGUUGGAGUCCUUGAAAGCAGAAUACGUGGCUCCCCUAGUUCUGUGGCUGUCUCAUGACCAGUGUCAGGAAAAUGGAGGCCUGUUCGAGGUUGGUGCUGGCUGGAUUGGAAAAUUGCGCUGGGAGCGUUCACAGGGCUGCAUUGUGAGGAACAAGAACCAGGGCAUGUUUCCUGAGACUGUACGAGACCAGUGGGACAACAUCUGUGACUUCACCAAUGCCACCAAACCUGCCAACAUAAAUGAGUCCUUGGCCACAUUGGUGGAGGUGCUGUCAAGAGUGGAGACUGAGGGAAUUGCCCCCAACCUCACCAGUGCUAUGGCCACUGCUGCAUCUGGGACCAGUCCUCUGGAGGCGGUGGGACAGAAGCUUCCGGAGUCGACCUUCAGCUACUCCCAAACUCAGUGCAUCCUGUACGCCCUGGGGGUGGGCAUGUCCACCAAGGAUGACGACCACCUCAAGUUCCUGUACGAGGGCCACGAGGACUUUACCUGUCUGCCCACCUUCGGGGUCAUACCCUCCCAGGCGGCCAUGAUGGACGGAGGGCUAGGUUCCGUGCCUGGACUUAACUUUGACUUCACCAGGUUGUUGCACGGAGAGCAGUAUCUGGAGCUUUUCAAACCAUUACCCACCUCUGGAACACUGACGUCUCAGGCUAGAAUCGCAGAUGUGUUAGACAAAGGAUCUGGCGCAGUCAUUCUCCUGGAUGUCCACACGUACAGUGGUAAAGAGCUGGUGUGUUACAACCAGUACUCUCUGUUCAUCGUGGGGGCUGGUGGCUUUGGAGGAAAGAGAACAUCUGAUAAAGCAAUGAGCACAGUGGCGCAUCCAAACAGAACUCCUGAUGCUGUGAUGACUGACACCACAACAAGGGACCAGGCUGCCUUGUAUCGUCUGAGUGGGGACUGGAACCCCCUCCACAUAGACCCCAGCUUUGCAGCAAUGGGAGGAUUCAAAUCCCCUAUUCUGCAUGGCCUGUGCUCCUUUGGGUUUGCAGCUAGGCAUGUGCUGAAGCAGUAUGCCAACAACGAUGCCUCCAGAUUCAAGUCCAUCAAGGUUCGCUUUGUAAAGCCAGUGCUACCAGGCCAGUCCCUACAGACUGAGAUGUGGAAAGAAGGAAACCGAAUUCACAUUCAGUGCAAAGUCAAAGAGAGCGGUGCUGUGGUUUUGUCAGGUGCCUAUGUGGACUUGCAUGCUGCUGCAGAUGGCUCCCCACAAAUUCUUCCUGAGGCAGGGGGACUCAAGAGUGAGCUGGUGUUUGCUGAGAUCGGCCGUCGCAUUAAGGACCUAGGGGCUGAGAUGGUGAAGAAGGUCAAUGCAGUGUUUGGCUGGGAGAUCACCAAGGGGGGAAACACUGCAGCCCAGUGGACCAUUGAUUUGAAAACUGGAGCUGGUGCCUUGCACAAGGGCCCAUACAGUGGCAAAACCGACGUGACCAUCACUGUAUCUGAUGAUGACUUCAUGGAAAUAGUGCAGGGAAAACUGAACCCUCAGAAGGCGUUCUUUGCAGGCAAGCUGAAAGUGCGAGGGAACGUCAUGCUGAGCCAGAAGCUGGAGGUGAUCCUCAAAGACUAUGCCAAACUUUGAGGUUGAGCCACUCAAUCAGUUAUCUAACUUGUUUCACCUGAGGUAGCAGCAUUAAUUGCCGAUGUGCAUAAAGAUGGCAGAAGUCAUUGUUUUAACACCAUCCGCUGAGUUUUUCAAAUUGCACCUCUUCUGUUGCACUAGAUUUCAAUGCAACAACCUAAAUGCGAGUUAAUGAUAAUUUGUCCAGUGAGUUAAUGCUAUUUCAACUAAUAGACACCUUACACUGAGAUCAUUUGUACUUUGACGCUGAUGAAAUGUAUAGCAAUGUUUAUUAAACAUCAACAGCUUUGAUGGUUAAGAAGAUAGUGCUGAUGUGCAAUUCUGAAUGUUAAGUCAGAUGAUGGGUGCAUGGGGCAAAUAAAUUACUGGGCUAUGCAGUAGGUGGGGCAAACUGUACAUGAACAACUGGUGAUGCUUGCUGUAUUCCAGGGCAAUGAAGAAAAGGCUAGCAGAACUUGUCUGCUACAUCUUCUCAUGAAAAUUGCAUUUGUGCUCCCAGAUUAGGCAUUGUUUUUUUUCUCAAGUGACCCUAAUGAAAUAAAACUGUAGCCAUAGUGCAACAUGCUACACUAAUUUCUAAUAAAUCUAAUGCACUUUCAUCAUGUGGCUUCUGACGGUGAUAAACUUUAAUCAAGGUUCCAAACAGACAUUAAGUUGCUUUAUUAUAUUACACUUGUAAAUCUGACUUAAUCGACAUAUUCAUAAAAUUAGCUUUCUGAGCAUAUUCACAGUGUAAAGGAAGAAAAACAUGGAACCCCUAUUGUAUAUGAUGGUUCUAGUUAAAUACUCAUCCCUUGUCUGCGAUAGCAUAUUACACUAAGCAAUUUGUAUAUCUCCUACGCCUUGUUGAUUAAAGAUUUUAUUCAAUGA